ACAGAAUGAUUGAAUUCAAGCAUUUAUUAAUGUUAAUUAUGAUAAUUAAAAUUUGUGUCAGUUUCCCACAAGUGAUUACCAAUGUGUUAUUUAAAAUUCAGAAAUGUAAUGCCCUUUACAGUAAUUUGGAAUAGUCAUAACUUGACAGUUCCAGUAGACAGUUACUGAGUCAAUGGAAAGUUGAGUGGAAGGAAAAAAAGCGUGGCUUGCUGGAGCUUCAAGAGAAAUCCCACACAGACUGCCCCAUAUGAACCACAGACUAUGUCAGCAACAAACAAGCCAUGAACCAGGACUGGUGCAGCUGGUGAAUUACUACAGAGGAGCAGACAAGCUGUGCAGGAAGGCAUCGCUGGUCAAGCUAAUAAAGACCAGCCCAGAGCUGUCAGACUCCAACAACUGGUUCCCAGAGUCCUACAUCAUCUACCCCACCAACCUCAACACUCCCGUUGCCCCGGCUACUAAUGGCAUCAGCCACCUGAAGAGCAACCCGAAGACAGACGAGCGGGAAGUCUUCCUGGCCUCCUACCAUGCUAAGAAGGAGAGCGGAGAGGGAACCGUGUGGAUCGCCAAGUCUUCUGCUGGAGCUAAAGGUGCUGGUAUUCUGAUCUCACAUGAUGCCAAUCAGCUGCUGGACUAUAUUGAUAAUCAGGGACAGGUUCAUGUUAUCCAGAAGUACCUGGAGAAACCCCUACUGCUGGAGCCGGGUCAUCGGAAGUUUGACAUCAGGAGCUGGGUUCUGGUGGACCAUCAGUAUAACAUCUACUUGUACCGGGAGGGCGUGCUGCGGACCUCGUCUGAGCCCUACAACAGUGCAGACCUGCAGGACAUGACCAGCCACCUGACCAAUCACUGCAUCCAGAAGGAGCACUCCCAGAACUACGGCCGCUACGAGGAGGGCAACGAGAUGUUCUUUGACGAAUUCAAGCUGUACCUGGUCAACACUCACAACGUCACCCUGGAGACGACCAUAUUACCUCAGAUCAAACACGUCAUCAAGAGCUGCCUGUCGUGCAUCGAGGCGGCCAUCAGCACCAAGCACCUGUCCUACCAGAGCUUCCAGCUCUUUGGCUUUGACUUCAUGGUCGACGAAAACUUCAAAGUGUGGCUCAUCGAGAUCAACGGCGCUCCAGCCUGCGCUCAGAAACUCUACCCAGAAUUAUGUCAAGGCAUCAUUGACGUGGCGAUCUCCAGCGUCUUCACGCUCAACAGUGAUUCAUCGUCCGCUUCGUCGUCGCCUUACUCCUCCUCCCCGUCUUCUCUCUUCACCUCCAACUCCUGCUCCUCUCCGAAGCUGAGGGGCCCUCUGCAUGUGGGCCCUUUCACCCGCCUCUAGGGGCCCUCCGUCCAAACCCAGCAGGAGAUGUGAUCAGUUAAAUGAUAGAAGACGGUGGAAGAUGGUCACACUGCAAAAACACAAAAUCUUACCAAGAACUUUUGGUCUAGUUUCUAGUCCAAAUAUCUUAGUGCACUUGAAAUAAGACAAAAACGUAGAAAUAACUUUUCAACAAGAUCUAGGAGCUUGAUUUGAGUCAGUAAACACUUAAUAUCGAUGAAAAAGUUCUACUGGCAGAUUAUUUCACUAAAAACACAAGAAUAAUUUCUUGCUAUAAGUGAAAUAAUCUGCCAGUGGAACUAUUUGUUUCCAUCAAUAUGAAGAAAGCUCCUAUAUUUUACUGAAAAGUUACUUUCAAAUUAGUUUUGUCUUAUUUAAAGUAUUCCAUGAUAUCUGCACUAGAAAUUAGACCGAAAUGGUCUAGUUGGUAAGAUUUUGUUUUUGCAGUGUACCGAACACUGUGAGGGAUUCUGACCCUUUUUUCCUCCAUCAUUCCCUGAGCGGAUGGAUGGAUGGAUGAAGGAAGUUGAGAUGCUCCAGAUGAGUCUUACUGUGCCUUAGAUUUCCAGCCACUCUCCCUGAAACAGAUGCUAAACGUGGCUUUAUUAUUGGCUCAUACUUGUUCUAGAAGCCAUCUACUCUGUUGCUGCACGUGAGCAAUGCCCACAACACAAUGACCAGAUUAUGUGAUGCGUCAUUAUAGUUUCACAUCAGUUCAAAAGACCGGUUCUACUCAUAAUUAUGGUUUAAGAUCUUCUUGAAGUGUAGCAUUUAUGAACAACAUGAGUGAUAAGACACUACAUAUUUAUGUUGAGGAGCAGCUUGGAGGACAGAUAGACUAGAAACAUUAUGUUUUCUCAUUUUUAAAUUCCUUACUGUGGCGGUUCUUUCACGAGUGGCACCAAUUAUGGUUUUUAAUAUAGAAAUAAUGUUGACAUUUUCCUGAGAUUUCUGAGACCAACACCUACUGGCCCUCAUAGAAAAACAUGUUGCUCACCCAGAUUCUUGCAGAUUGGGAAGUUGGAAUACCUGGAUGCAAUUCUACUUGAAGGCAGCCAAUCCCGGGUCCCAAUUUACUUUCCUUAGCCCUGAUUGGCUGAACCUUCAGAUAAGGAACACUGUAGGUGUUAGCUAGUGCUAACACAGUUUCACUGUGCUAAUGAACAUAUUUCAAGAUAUAUUUGGUGUUUGAACUAUUAAAAUGAGCAGCUUUGAGUGUUUUUAGAUGGGCUCUCAGGUGUUCGCAGAUUUUAGCUACUAGUGAGGCUGUGACCUCACAAAUCCUGGGAGUUUACAAUAUUACAGCGAUGCUCGCUUGGUGCCGUGCAUCUGCGGUGAUAUCUGACAUGAAAAUUAUGAAUGACUGCCUUUUUGUGUUAUUUUUUUCAAAUGAACAUUCUUGCCAUCCCUAGUAAGCUAGCACCCUGGGUGACAGCCCAUUUCAACAGUAUCAAGAUCCAUGUCUGCAGCCCUAAAAUACCUUUUGUAUUCCAGCCUUCUAAGUGGAUUGAAAAAGGAGAGGAACACAACAUGAAGGAGAAGAGUCUAGCAUUAAAGUGUUGUAGACAAAAAUAUUUUAUGAUUUUUUUGUGGUUUUGUUUUUAAAGAGAGCAUGUUUGUAGAAAAGCAUGUAGCAUUCAGCUCCAGACAGAAACUGUUUGUUUUUGUUGUUUUAGUUUUGUGUUUUCAUGUUUAUGGUGUAGUUAGGUGACGCAUCAUCGUGCUGGUUUUGUUUUCAAGCAUUUGGACGUGAAAUAGAGUAGGUAGUGGAGAAUGUCAAUUAUUAUUUAAAACAUUUAAUGACCCUCUGAAAUAGGGUUAGCUGAGGUCAGCAUUUUUAUUUUAGCUAAAUAUCUGUGAUCAGUAGUCAGAUGUUUGUGGGAUUUUUGUUUAAUUUAAUUUCAGCUACAGAAUGAGUAAUUUUGCAUGUUUUGUCUCAUUUUCCUUGGGCUAGCGUCGGUCAAAGAUGUCCCGUUUCCUUCAGAUACAAAGAGAAACUGUUUCUGUAAAGAGCAUCUGUCAUGACUUUUAUAACUUUUAGUUUUCCACUGAGCUUUUAGUUUAAUUCAUUUUAAUUUCUGGAAUUUUGCAAAAAUCGAAAAAAAAUAAAAUGAAGGACAUAAAGGAAGGAGAAAGUAGCUGACGUUGCAAAUGGGGAAGUUAGAAUAAAAUGGCCGCACCAGAAGAAUGUGGAAAAAAUGAAGGUUGUUGUGGAGAUUUAUUGGACUGUGGGAAAGGCAUCGUAGAGCAAUAGUUUAGAGAAAUAAAACCCCAGUAAACUACACAUUCACUUAGCUCAGACACAAAGGAAAGAAAAAGGUUCUGCAGCUCAAAGAAACAUUAAAUGUUGCUCAUUCACUUUGAAAACCAAUAAAAUAAAGGCAAGAUUUGAUUUAUUUAGUCUUUUAGUUUCUUUCUGGGUUGUCUGGCUCUAAGAUCAGGUAAUAUUUUCCUUUUGUACUCACUGUGUUUUUAAUGUCCAUAAUGUCUGGAAAAAUCCCAGAAAUGGCAUAUGAUGAGAGCAGGAAGUGUCUGACAGAGAAGAUUGCCUUUAGCAGGAAUAAGGGAAACAUUAAAAAGCACCUUUAUUACUUUGCAUACUUUACAAAUCAUGAUGUCAGUUUCUUUAAAUUUUUUGAGCAUAUUUUUAUUCCACUGUUUUUAAAGUGUUUCUCUCAUUUUUACCAAAGAUGAACUUUUGUCCACUGUUUGUUUGGCGGAAUGAAAGAAAAGCAAACAUUCUGGGUGUGUUUCUUUUUCCCCCUGAUGUAACGUUUAGUUUUAAAGCUUGCAUGAACAUCUGUCUUCAUCAUGAACAGUGUUAGAAUAAAAUCAAACAUUUGUCUCUAA
Molecule: messenger RNA, 4183 nt
Organism: Gambusia affinis (western mosquitofish)
Lineage: Eukaryota; Metazoa; Chordata; Actinopteri; Cyprinodontiformes; Poeciliidae
Gene: ttl
Product: tubulin tyrosine ligase
Exons: 7
Coding region: 248-1333 (361 amino acids)
Biological process (GO): protein modification process
Source: RefSeq, a predicted model, not a curated record